ACUGUUCCUUUGACCUGGAGGCGUUACAACAGCGAGUUUCAACUUUCAAUGCCAUACACUCUUCAACACCCCCCCCCAAAAAAAAAAAAAAAAAAAAAAAAAACUCUCAAUGCCAUACAGUAAAGCAACAUUCUUUUCCCUUUUACGGUUUUUUUUUUCAAUUUCCUUGAGACCAAAAAGCAUAUGGAGAUGAAUCAAAUCAAAGCCAAUGCGCUCUACAAGUUGCCUUAAUUUGCCACUACAUUUUGCUGAUUAUGUUAAACAGAUACAGUAGUUCUCUUUCAAGAAAAUGCAUGAUACGAGCAAUGAGAAUCCUGGUGCCUCUACAAACUGAGUUUCCCAAGAACUGAUCUUGGUGCGUUAUUUCUCACAGAAAGACAAUAUGCUGAGGAGAUGAGGGUGGAAAAAACCAAUCUGCUUGUUAUAAUUGGCUUUUUUCUCAUCUGGGUGCCUCUCUUCAAUGCUCAGCUACCAGGGCUUUCAACACGCUCCCUAGAUGCGCUUCUUCAAGACAAUGCUUUCGUGGCCUUCGGUGCGCACCCCAAAACAGGCAUUCCUUAUGAGAGCCACCACAUUCCCAGUAAUCUCACUGGAAUUCAAGUUUCAGCUUUGAGGCUUAGGAGUGGUAGUUUGAGAACCAGAGGGGUUCAUAGUUUCAAGGAGUUUCAGAUCCCAGUUGGUGUUGCUGAGCAGCCUUAUGUGGAGAGGCUUGCUUUGGUCUACCACAACCUCGGUAACUGGUCUAAUUCUUUUUACCCUUUACCUGGUUUUUCAUAUUUAGCUCCUGUUCUUGGUCUCCUAGCCUAUAAUGCUUCUGAUUUGUCUGCUUCAAAUGUGCCUGAAUUGAGUUUAAGAGCAUCUGAUAAGCCCAUUUUGGUAAAGUUUCCAGAUUUGAAAUUAGGUCCUGAUGGGUUGUCACCAAAGUGUGUGUAUUUUGAUUUACAUGGUUCAGUGCAGUUUGACAAUGUGUUGCCAGGGAAUGUAUGUUCAGCAAUUCAAGAAGGACAUUUUUCUAUAGUUGUAGAGUCCAUUGCUCCUUCACCAGCUCCAGGUGUGGAGGUUGUUCCUCCUAUUGCUGCUAAAACUGCUAAAAAUGGUGGAAAGGACCAGUCUAAGGUGUGGAGAGUGUUUGGAUCUUUACUUGGUGGGUUUAUUCUAUUGGGUCUAUUGGGUUUAUUUGCUGUGUGGUUGAGAAGGUUCAAACAUGGGAAGAAGGUGCAGCAAAUGGAAUGGGUGGCAGAUAGGGGUGAGACUUUGCAGAUAACAACCUUUGGGAAUGCCAAGGCUCCUUUGGCAAUGGGAACUCGGACAAGACCAGUAUUGGAGAAUGAAUAUGUGCCUUAGAUUAAACUCGCCAAAGUUUUUUGUUUCUUCAUUCAUAGUUCAGUUCAGUUCAGUUCAAGUAUUCAAUUCUCAUAUUCUUUCUUUUUGAAUAUCAAUCAGUUUGUUUUCUUUGUUUUGAUAUCUAGAUUAAAUUCACUUAAGUUUUUUGUUUCUUCAUUCAUAGUUCAGUUCAGUUCAGAUUCUCAUAUU
This is a messenger RNA of Quercus lobata, 1533 nucleotides long. RefSeq lists its product as uncharacterized. Gene Ontology annotation, cellular component: membrane. Lineage: Eukaryota; Viridiplantae; Streptophyta; Magnoliopsida; Fagales; Fagaceae. The record is from RefSeq and is a predicted model, not a curated record. The transcript has a single exon. Bases 394 to 1344 code for a protein of 316 amino acids.